AUGGCCACUCCCUUAUCUACCGAGGACCGCCCUGAAGAGGCUCCCACUGUGACCGCGCCGACACAAGAAUCUCAGCCCGCGCCAAACACCAACACCACACCAGCAUCAACAUCAGCACCAACGUCAGCACCUGUAUCAGCAUCAGCACAAUCGCAGAAAGGACCCGUAGAUGACGAUGAAGACUCAGACUUCGAUGAGCUAGAUGACGUCCUGGACGACUUCAAUAAACCCAAACCUGCCCCACUCGCGGCACCCUCUACUACAACCGACCCCAAUCCCUCAUUAGGAGUAGCACCCCCAGACUUCAACGAAGAUGCUUUCCUCAAGCAACUCGAACAAGACAUGGCGAACAUGAUGGGAUCAGGCGCGGGCGCCGGAAGUGGCCUAGACCCCAACUUCCAAGCAACAGUCGACCAAGGUGCAGAUGUAUUCGCAAAACAGCUUGAAGAGAGUGGGAUCCCACCAGGCGAUUUCCUCAAACAGCUCCUCGCUGAUGUAAUGGCCGAGGAGGGCGGUUCUGAAGCCGGAGCUUCAGCAGAGGCUCUCGCAGCAGCCGCAGCAGCGGUCGGUAUCUCUGAUCCUAGCACUCAGGGCACUGGCAAGACAGCUGCGACUGCAGGCGCAGGCGCAGAGCAACCAGACUCGUUCAACGACGCCAUCAAGCGCACAAUGGGCCGAAUGAAAGAAAGCGGCGAUAAAGCUACUGCCGCGGCAAGUAAUGAAGACGAUAUCUCUGAGGAUAUGCUGGCGCAACUACUUAAGGCUGUUGAGGCGGGCGCAUCGGGUGCUGGUGAAGAUGGAGAUCUGUCGAAGAUGUUCAUGGGCAUGAUGGAGCAGCUAUCUAACAAGGAGAUGCUAUAUGAUCCGAUGAAGGAGUUGGAUAUCAAGUUCGGGCCGUGGAUUGAGAAGAAUAAGGGCAGUGGCAAGGUUUCGGCUGAGGAUAUGGAGCGGUUUGAGACGCAAGCGCGCGUUGUUAAGCAGAUUGUGGCGAAGUUCGAGGAGAAGGGGUACUCGGAUGAUGAUUCUAAGUGUCGAGAGUAUGUGUGGGAGAGGAUGCAGGAGAUGCAAGCGGCUGGAAGCCCGCCCGAGGAACUCGUUUCGAAUCCCCUCAUGGAGGAUCUGGGAGAUAUGGCGGGUGGAGCUGGCGGAGUGCCUGAUUGCCCGCAGCAGUGA
Molecule: messenger RNA, 1173 nt
Organism: Penicillium vulpinum
Lineage: Eukaryota; Fungi; Ascomycota; Eurotiomycetes; Eurotiales; Aspergillaceae
Gene: pex19
Product: putative peroxisomal membrane protein receptor Pex19
Exons: 3
Coding region: 1-1173 (390 amino acids)
Biological process (GO): protein import into peroxisome membrane
Cellular component (GO): peroxisome; peroxisomal membrane
Source: RefSeq, a predicted model, not a curated record